This is a messenger RNA of Drosophila teissieri, 3729 nucleotides long. Its product is annotated as E3 ubiquitin-protein ligase znrf2. The record is from RefSeq and is a predicted model, not a curated record. Lineage: Eukaryota; Metazoa; Arthropoda; Insecta; Diptera; Drosophilidae. The coding region runs from base 843 to 1736 and encodes 297 amino acids. The transcript is spliced from 7 exons.
AAUUGGACUAACGCCUCUGUUGAUAUCGAGAAACUCUUUUAAUGUAAUGUAUAAAAAAAAUAAAAAAAAAAUAUGGAAAACGGUCAUUUAAAUUGAGAGUGUAAUCAAGGCAGAUUGGGCAGCAGCGUCGUGUCGCGUCACACCUAUUUUUUAGUCGGCGAGAGCAGCAGUAGUGCACCGCGUAGCGUUUGGAUCGGAUUGCAUAGGAUUAGGCAGCAGGAACCAGUGGGAAGUGGCAAGUAGCGAGUAGCAAGGAGCAAAUAGCAGGCGCAGGAGCAGCUAGUGCCCAUCAUCAGUCAUCGGGAGGCAUCCGGCGACCGCAGAGCCGACUCGAGUUCCAAAACACCAUAGCACCAGAGCUGCAGAACAUCCGAACAUCUAAACAUCUGAACAUCUGAGUCCCCGGAAUCAGCAGGCGGAGCACAAUAAAACGGGGCAGCAACAAUAACAAUCGCUACUCAACUACGCACCGAUUGACGCCCGACCGCCCACCCCCCGUCCUCGACACCUCCUCGCCACCUCCUCCCCACUCCUCGAGCACCCGCACUUUUGGCACAAACACCAAAACACUCACACACACUCGCACACUCCGCGCACACACGCACACACACUUAUCAAGCGAGCGACAAAAAAGCGACCGCAUUUAUCAUCCGCCCAUCGCAAAUCGCACAUCGCAUUGUUUGCUAUUGUUGUCUGCUCCGUUUUUCGCACGCGAAGGAGCAGACAAAGAGGACGCGCCAAGGAGGCGGAGAAGUGCAGAAGGCGGUGGUGGAGCAGGAGCUGGCGCAGCAGCAGGCGCAGGUGGACAACGGUUCGUCGCCCAGUUAAAUCCACCAGCAUCUAUGGGUCAGAAGGCGAGCACUCCGGCGACCAGUGGCCAACAGAGCCCCCGCUCCAGGACAUUCUCGAGCAGUUCGACAGGAGCCGCUGAUGCGGCGCUGCAGCAGCAGCACCAGCAGAUUGCCGGCCAAAAUCGUGGCGCCGGCAAUGACUCCACCGGUCAGGGUUUCAAUCUGCUGCGCACUUUACCCGGCCUGCAGGUGUACCACAACCAGAACUCCACGUCCAUCGAUCGCCAGCGGGCGCGGAGUCUGAGCUCCGUGCCGGAUAUUCAGCAACAGGCGCAGCAGCAGCAGCAGCAGGGAUCGAUCACCUCGUCCGGCAGCAGUCCGCACUCGCAUCCACAUGCGGCGCACGGACACCCGGCCGUUGGUGUCUCCGUAUCCGUGUCCGGGAAUGCGAAUGCGAAUGCCAAUAGCAACAGCAGCUUCGCGGCCGCCGGGAACAACAAUGGAUCCGCCACACAGUCCUACAUGCAGCAGAGGCGCACCCUCGGCGACUCUAUAAGGGACAUGUCAAUGACCGGCGGCAACAUCGCCGAGAGCAUCGCCCUGGCCGCUUCCGCCACGUCCGCCAAUGGGAUCGGUCGUGUCUACACGGCCACCUCGCUUCCAUCGCACAUUUGGUCCUUCAAUGGUAUCAAGUGCCCCGUGUGCAAUAAGUUUGUGUUGCCGGAUGACAUCGAAUGCCAUUUAGUCAUGUGCCUAACAAAACCACGACUCUCAUAUAACGAGGACGUUCUCACGGACGCCAAGGGCGAGUGCGUCAUCUGCCUGGAGGACCUGAGUCCGGGGGACACCAUCGCCCGGCUGCCAUGCCUCUGCAUAUAUCACAAAGGAUGCAUCGAUCGUUGGUUUGAGGUGAAUCGCUCCUGCCCCGAGCAUCCUGGAGAUUAGUAAUCCUUGCCAGGUCUCGCCGAGUUGUUUGUGUGGUGCGUUAUGCAAGCGAGGAGGAGGAGUUAUGGAGCAGGAAUCGAUAUGGAGCAGCGACUGGAACUGGCCAGCUGGACGCAGUGCGAGGAUGGGUCCAUUCUCUGGGUUGGGACGGAGAUCCCAGGCCCAGUGACCAAAUACUUUGCACCAUGUAUACCAUUGGCAGCCUUUCAACACCGCGACCAGCUGGAGCUUGUAAAGAAGAAGCGGAGUAUAUGGGAGGAGGAUGGUACAUAGGAGAGGCUAUGCCACAAAAUGCUGAUCUUGAGAGUGGGAUCGAGGCAUCGAUCAUUUGACCUACCGACCGACAGACCGAGAAACCGAUCGACCGCUGGUGGAACCCAAACACACACAAAUCAAUUGAAACAAAUUAAUUUACAAUGCUAAACUGGCAGUAUAAUAAUAAUAAACGUAAUGCUAAUAACAAGUGAAUUAUAUAAGUAACGAAAUCAACCAACCCACAAAAACUACAAGAUGAAGCAACAACCAGAAGAUUUAGAUGACGGGAGAUGAGGAGUGUAAAGCGAAGCAACCAACCAACCAACAAAAGAAUGUCAACCAAUGUGAUGUUAAAUUUUAUAUUUUGUACUAUGGAUAAUGAUGUAAUUGUAAUUGUAAUGUAUAUGUAUGUAUUUAUUAUUUUAAACAGGACUAAAAUAGGAUAAACACAAGCGUAAGGAGAACACACACAAGAAAAUAACAAUAACAAACACUAUUAAUAACUAUGUUAAAUUAGAAGACAAACAAACGAAAACGAAAAGCAAAGCAACCAAAAAAACCAAAAACAAAAAGAAUGAACUUCAAAUAAGAAUGAAAUGUAAGGAAGAUAGAAAACAAUGGGUCCCAUAUUUUCGGUGUAUUUUAAGAUUUGUUCAACAAUUCGCAAUCGAUUCUCUUUGUGUUUAUCCAUUAGUUAUGGCUAGUUAUAUUUAAAUUAUUGUAACUUUUUAUAUCCAUGUUUGUUAUCAACAUUUUGUUUGUGUUUUUGUUUAAACAAAUGAAACAUUUUUUUUAAUUGACGGAAAUCGAAUGAGAAAUAUUUGAAAUAUUUCCCACUAUUUGUAAUUUGUCAAUGUGAAGUUCUGGUCAAACGAAAGCUGAGGACAAAUCCGUUUGUAUUUUUUUUUUUUAUGUAACUGUCGAAAGCUUCAAAUUGGCCAUAUAUAUAUAUGCAUAUAUUCGGAAUCGGCAGACAUUGCAAACUGGUUGUAAACGAUGCAGCGGCUAAGGAAAACUCAAAGCAAUAUAUGUAUGUAGGUUGGAUUGAAUGCAACCGCUGCACCGUUUACAAUCAGCUUCAGUCUUGUGAAGCUGUGCGUUUAUUAUCAUUACUGAUUACGGAUUUUAGAUUACGGAUUACUGUAUGUAAAUUACUAUCCAUUAUGUUUAAUAUCCUUGCUCAUCGAUAUAUCCGGAUCGCAUCGAUGAUCCGCCAAAGUUUCCUUAGCAACCGGAGCAACUGCAGCGACGGCGGCAGCUCGUAAGAACUAUUUUGUAAAUGAUAUACUUUAAUGUAUUGUACAGAUGAUAUACACCCCAUACACCAUGCAUAUAUAGAUAUAUAUAUAUGUAUAUACAUAUACAUAUAUGAAUUGUAACUGUAUAACUAUAGCGUUGCAUUGAGCGAUUGAGAAUACAACUGAUUUCACUCCAAGCGUAAACGUGAAAAUAAAAGCGAUAAUCGUAAACGUAAUCGUAACAUUUGAAUGCAAAUUUCCAUAUUGGUUAUAUUUGAGAAAUCAUUUUUUGUAUCCCGAUGGCAAAAUUGGUAACUAAUCGAAGCCACGAAGGCAAAACCAACAAAACAAAAAAAAUAAAUACAAAUAUUUGAACUUUUAUAACCAACCAAACCGAAUAGAGCAAAUAAAACGAUAAAACGAUCUAGGAUAACAAUUGUCAAGUAAAACGGAUGCAAAUCGAGAAGAACUUUAGAAAAUAAAUGAGUGAUUAUAUACCA